Messenger RNA from Amoebophrya sp. A120, 5325 nucleotides. The record is from the annotation of a GenBank genome assembly. Lineage: Eukaryota; Dinophyceae; Syndiniales; Amoebophryaceae.
AGAUAAGUCCAGAUCUUCGGCACAUAAAGAUCUCAAAACUUGAUUUGUCAUUCAACAUCAAAGCCGUUCACACUUUAAAUGAUGGGGGACCUGUCAUCGGCAGCUGCGGGCGCAUCCAACAAGCGCCCAGCAAACAAAAAGCAGGACGUAUUAUCUGCGUUUGUCAACAACAAGAAAAACAACAACGCGAUGAAGAAGGACGAGUCGAAGCUCCUGCUGCCCGACGAGAACCUCUUCGACAUGGACCAGGAGCAAUCGGUGAGGAAAUAGUCUUGUCCUUCGGUUUUUGCAUGACAUUUCCACAAAGCCUUGCGAGCCAACUGACAUGAACUAGAAAGCGGGGAAAUGUGCGACCAACCCUCGGGGACAACCCUUGGCGCACUGGUCGAAAAUCUUCUAAAUUUGGGAAACGUGCAAUUUCCUUAGGGAUUUCCCUGUACUCAGGAUUUUUGUCUUCUUCUGCCGCAAGGCAAAAGACAAAAACCAGAAAAAAGUUAGACCACUAGUUAGAAGCGCCAUUUAGAAACGAAUUUAGCACAGGGAAAUAGCAAAGGAAUUUAGAGUAAGAAAAUAGAAGGUGAAAAUAGAAGGCAGAUUUAGAAAGAAAAAUAGAAGGAAAUUUAGAAAGAAAAAUAGAAGGGGCAAAAAUAGACAAAAAAAUAGAAGAAAUUUAGAAAGGGGGAGCAGUUGUGAUCUGACAGCCAGGAUUCCGCUGGAAAAUUGCUGACUGCGCCCGUGCAAAAUCAAGCGCCCACUCAGGCGCGCUUUAAGAGCGCACUUUUGUCCUGCGCUGCCCCGACCGCCCCCGCCCGGUGCAGGCGGUCCGCAACUGCGCAAACAUUUUGUUGCGCCCCCCAGGUUGGGCUCGUGCGCUGCUUGGGGCCGUUGGUUUUGGGAGUUUUUAGUAUUGGGCGGAGCUGUGGUGGACGUCAGGGCGAUGUUCACCAUAGCCUCGUGCCUGCAUUUCUAGUUCAUGUCCAAACGCUCGCAAGGCUCAGCACACACAGCAGUGAAGCCAGCAGUAAACAACCACGACUCAGGUUUAUGAAAUAUAGCAACGCCCUCUCUUCGUGAUCGGAUCCAGGGUUUUGAGGAGUCUCCGGGGGCACUCAACACAACCCACAGCUCUAACAUACAGAACAAUACAAGGAAAGCAGGCGUAGCGCAUCCAAUCCCGAAGAGGUUUUUUCCCCUUUGAUAGUGGUGCCAUCGAUAUGGACGACAGUAAGACUGCGAACGACGGCAAGCAGGCCUCCAAAAAGCGGCGGCGGGAGGUGCGUUCCGCCGCGGACGACAAAGUCCUCGAAGAUGCGAUUGACACCUGGUUUCUCAGCAAGCGGAAGAACAACGACACUUGGAAAUUUGACAGCGCCGUCAUGAGGUCGGAGUUUGUUUCUAUGGGGUGCAAAAAUGGUCGUGUGCAUUGUGGCUCUGCAUGUGUGCGAAUUUGUCAUGCGGGGGAUGGGAGGUGGAAGGGACUUAUAGGCCCUUUCUGGCUUUGUGAUGCGUAUUUUCCCCAAGUUGUCAUGCAAGGCCUGAAAAUGUCUCUGUCAUGCAGGAGUCGCGAAACGAAAUUUAUAUCACACCAGCAGCACCCACAAUGUCCACGCACUGUUUUUGGGAUGAUAAGGGCGGACGCGAACAAGAUUGCCCCCAAGAAGAAAACAAUCAAACAGUACAUCAUGGACACCUACGUUUCGAAAACGCGCAAAACCUUCUCCAACUUCACGCUGGUGAAACACCAGGAGGCAACAGUUCUGAAAUUGUUGCAGGAAGAGCAGGCGCGAUUGGCAAAGCAGCAGGUAGUAGGUGUGCGCGACCUUAUCGCCACUUGUUUCGGGACGGAGGGCCCGCAGCAGGGGAAGGACGCCCUGGCGAUUGGUUGGGCGCACGCGGAGCAACUGCGGUUAAUGGCCAGCGUCGCCAACAGCAGCUCCUCGCUUGGAAACAGUUCAAAGGCACCGGCCGUUGCUGCGGUGAAGCAGGAGGAACAGCAGGAUGUCGAGAUGGAAGACGCGGACUUGGACGGGAAGGGUGGCGAUGGGAAUAGAACUCCUUCCGGGGGAGAAGCAAAUAAAUCGGGAUUGCUCGGCGGAGGGCCCGACGAAAAGAAAUUGCUGGGGGGCGAAGACGCAGAUCCGAAGACACCAGCCAGGAACGACAAGAGCGCCGGAAAUAACGCCAACCUCAUCAACAAAGCAGCAUCUUCCUUGAAGCAGAAAAAUUUGCUGAUCGCGUCCCAGGCAUCGCAGGACGAUGAACCGUUUUCCCCGGGAACUCUGGCCCUGAUGCAAGACACGAAGGACCUGAUCGCCCGUGGGCCGGGCAUGGAGACGAUCGGGAAUGACACUGGUGUUCCGUACGACAAAGUGCGGGAUCUCUUCAACGACGCCGAGAUGGGCGACUGGGACGCGGAGACAGGGUGGAUUGGCAUUAUGCGGCGCUGGGAUAAUCCAGCGAUCAACCACGAGCACCUGGAGUGCAUGGUGACGAUGCAUCGGCAGGCAAAAGGUAUUUUUUGGCGAUUUUUCCCAUGUAGAGCAGCAUGACAAAUUUAGGAUUGUAAUCGUCUUUGAGAUUUUCUUUCUUUUGCAUGCAUCUAUGGCAACUGCGUGCAGAACGGCCACACGCAUCACAAACCUGAUGGUCGUAGUCGGUCUCUUGUUUUCGGAGUUCCCUGUUCUUCGAUCUCGAUUUCGGUCUACGGCAUUUCCGUUCCGCGCGCUUAUAUGCAUGACAAGGUCGCUUAUCGAAUUCUGCGUCUCAGAGCCUCAGCGCCUGUCUUAGUUAUCAGCAUGACAAACUGGCUUUUUUAUGAUUUUUCUGAAACUUCAAUCAACAGCGGCCGGCGUCAAGACCGAGCCGUACACGACGGCGUUGCCGGCGGCUAUUGUGGGGCUCCUGACCGACCGGUGGGAUCUCGGGACGCACUCGAGGGCCGACUAUUUUGAACUGUAAGUAGUUCGUUUUUCCGUCUGCUACCGCACUUCGCAACUUUUUAUAAUAUCCGUCUUCAGAAUGAACGAAGAAGCAUUUCGCGCAUGACAAAUCCACAAUGCGCAAAAAUCCACACCUUCAGGUUUGGAAAAUAUAUGAAGCCUGCGUCGGAGAAUACGAUCGAUUUCUGGCAGACCAUGAAAGCCAACUGCGAGGAUGGAAAGUUGCGCGUCCCGGAGAGCAAGGUUGUACAGGUGUACAACAAGUGCAAAAUGGUGGAGAUUCCGGGGCUGUUUGCCGUCGAGGCGGCGGACCUCAAGGUCAAGGCCGAACACAUGCAGCGAAAAACGCAGAUCAAGCUGGUACUUAUUUCCCAUGGCCCCACUGUGGUCUAUUUCCGUAUGUUGUGAGAUCUUGCAGUAUGGGUAGCAGUAAGUUUGGAGGGCGUGUGCGAAGUCUCUUAUGCAAAUGCACUGAAAAAAAAAAAUGCAGGAAGCAAAGCCCAUCCUGGACGCCUGGGAUUCGAAGACCCCCCUGUCCGCCGUGGAGUUGGAUAAACUCAACGCCUCCCUCGAGGGCAUUCUCAUCAAGGUCAAGGCCUCAGGGAAAGCAGGGGAGUGGUACAAGGCCUUCCUGUCCAUGUUGCACGACAAUGGGGUUAAGUCUGCUGGCCCGUGGCUGCGGGAUGUUUGUCUGCAUGGGGCGGACUUGCCUGCGAUGCACCAGAUCUUCGACGGCAUCAACGUGUUGGACAGCGUGCGGGCAGCCCGGGUGGGACUGAAAAAGCAGAUUGACAGAGUCUUCAAGCCGACCGACGGACUGUAUAUACAAAUAAUUGCGGCGCUUCUUUGUAUUCUCUGCCCUGAUGUGCUCCCUCCAUUUCUACCAGGCGCAUGACAGAUCGGCUAUUACAGCUGCCGCUGGUGUUUUCGUAUUAGUGUCUCGAGCAUUUCCGUGCCCGAUCAAGCUCUCUGUGGUGUCAGUCGGUGCGCGGUCAUAUUUCCCCCAGAGGUGAUAGUAGCUGUCUUGUAUCUAUUACCAAAACCCACUUCCCAGGUUCAAGCUGUACCAGGUCGCCCUCGCGUUGAACAAGGAGACUCCGUAUUUGACCUACGAAUUGGAUUUGCUGCGCAUGGAGUGCGACAAGCUGAACGACUCGCAGUAUGUCAUGUUGGCUGCAGCGGAAGAAGAGUGGGUGCAGCCCCCGGGUUGGAUUUUGGGUGGCCAAUGGGACGAAGCGUCGAAACAGAUGGAGGAGUACAUCACGUAUCAUUUGCAAAAUUACCGCGCAGUCGCACAACGGUGUUUCGUGAGAAGUCUAUAAUGCGAGGAAAAGCAAUGUUCCAGAUCUCCCCCUCCCCUUCAAAAAAUUCGCAAUUAGAUCUAGAUUAGCUGCGCGGUGAUUUUGCAAUUCAUAUCGCGUGGGCGUUUGCCAAACGGGCCGAGGCGACCGAAUUGGGCAAGGGAAAGGACGAAACCUCUGCGCUCAUCCGCUGCUAUGGGGAAAACCUGGCAAAGAAGGUCUCCGUCACGCGUAAAAAUGUCGACGCGAUCGUGGCGAAUUUCGUCACCACGGUGACUGCGCUGAAGAAGAACAAAACGGCGCCGCGUAUUUCGUUUUGAUUUGUGCACUUAAAACCAUUCCUCCGUAGCAAUAUGCACAUGCAGACUCUCAUCGUCAUCUCUCGAUCCAUUAACCCCUUCGCGAUUUUUCUUUUUGUCCAUGCAGGGGCCAGAGCUUGUUUUUUUCUUUAUUGUAGAAUAAAAAUACUCACAGUUCUGGAAAAGGCGGGAAAAUGGUACCAGAAGAUCAAGUGGGGAGUGGCCUUCUUCACAGAGGAUCACGAGAGAAAGCUGCAGCCCGCGAUCACCGCUCUGCAGCUCGUCGAGGCGGAGGACGCAAAGGCAACGGCGAAAAAAACGGCGUACGACCGCGGCAUCAUCAAGGCCACGAAGGGGAAGGUCGCGGCGAUGAAAAGGAAAGCGUGAGUCCCAACACGUGAUCAACUGGAACUGGUGGCGUUGACACAAAUGGAGCUUUAGCAUAACAGACUUACCAUUCAAAUUCUGAACUUCUCUGGACAUUCAGUCACACGAUGACGCCCGUGCUGCGAUUGACUCGGAACAAAUGAAAGCGUUUGCUUCUGCAAAAACUCUGCGUGGUAGCAGGGGUGAGAAUACAGACUAUUUAGCGGCGAGCUUUGGAUGUGUUGAAUCGAAUGAACAAGACACACGGAAGAAUCGAAAACCGACAGGCCACCUGCGGCACAGUAUCACAACGGACACCUUUGACGAAUUCAACGAACAUCCCGGAUUGCACGAAUCACGACUCAUUUUCCAAAACUCACAAACAAGACUGAACUGAUAAAGAACGACUUGCAUUCCAAC